This is a messenger RNA of Dentiscutata erythropus, 1797 nucleotides long. The record is from the annotation of a GenBank genome assembly. NCBI's taxonomy places the organism in Eukaryota, Fungi, Glomeromycota, Glomeromycetes, Diversisporales, Gigasporaceae.
AUGAGUACGUUUGAAGAACAAAACUUUAGCUCAGAUUCAUCAGAGUAUUCUGACUUUAUUCCUGAUGAAAAUGAAAACGAGGAGUCUUCUAAUGAUAAAGUUGUGAUGACUAGGAGUAAGAGAAAAAAAAUUGAUCAUGAAGCCAACGAAGACAAAAAAACAAAAAGAUUAAGAAUUGAAGAAACAGACAUAAAUGAACAAGAGAUUGCUCAACGUAAUGAUAAAAUUGAUGCAUUAUGGACAGAGUUUAAUGAAGAUAUACAAGAACCGAGCACAUCAGUUUCAAAGCACUCAAAUUCGGCCAAAAUGAUUACCAUACCAGAAAUUCGAGAGUUUGCUGGGGAGUUAAUAACGGUGCAGAAACAAGUAUACGAGGACUCUGAAGAGGCUAAAGCUUUUCUUACCAGUCAAACGAAAAAUAGCAACAUAACACAAUCUAAUAACAUGCAAGAAUCACCAAAAGAAAAAAACAUUUCAAUAAAUCAAACUUCAUCACCAUUGAAUUCCCCAUCUGUUAAAACAAGCAAAUCACCUAUAGCAUCUGCUAUUUCAGGGCGUGGUAAAUUUGGUAAACCAAAAAAAUCAACCCUUGGGCAACUUGCUGCAUCACUUAGUAAAAAACCAAAAAAACUAAAUACUUUGGAGAAAUCAAAGAUAGACUGGAAAAAUUAUGUAGACCAAGAAGGAAUUGUUGAUGAACUCAAAUACCAUAAUAAGAAUGGAUAUAUAGAGAAACAGGAAUUUUUGCAGCGUACUUAUGAAGCGCGUGAUUCUGAGAUAAAGGCAUUGCGAAAAAGAACCCGUAAUAUUAAAAUACAAAAUUAUAUAGAACUUAAUGCUUUAACUAAAGUUAAAAGACCUUUUGCUUCAUAUUAUUCUACCGUAUUUAAGCCAAAAACGUCGCAAAGUUCACUUUCACCAGAACCACCGACAGAUCCUUUACCUACUCCACCACCGGAACCAGCUGGCGUCAAUAAUCCCAUAGAUUCGUUACCACCCCCUGAUAAGACAGGCUCUUCAAUAACUUUUCCAUGGAUUUACGGUGACCAGCCGCCACGGAUAAAGCAUUAUCCAUAUCCUAUGGCAGAUACAAGAAGCGAUAUAAUAUUUUCACUGUUGUCGCUGCUGCCAACAUUUAUGCAGCAUGAACUUUGUAAAUUGUUCGGUUUUCGUUUGUUGAAGGAUUCUACAUCACCUGCAUAUUUUCCAAAAGAAUUCAUAAUAGGCGAACAAUUAGAACAAAUGUUUACGUCAAGGUUAUACGAUCGUUACAUUUCCGAAUUUGAAAAAAUAGAAAAAGAGAAAUCCACAAUAAAUAUUGAACUGCUUAAAAUUUAUGGUUUGGGAAUUCGAGAUAUUUGGUUCACAAUUGCUCCUAAAAAGGUAAUAACAAAUCGUGAUUACAAUAUUAUUCAAUGGAUGACAUCCAAAAUAGCACUUCCGAAAAUUUCGAAUGAAAUGUCCAAUUUUGAACGAAGAUCUCGAAUUUCAUUUUCUGCUGCAAAGAGUUUUGUAUCAGUUAUUAAUUUUAAAGUAGACAUAGAAGUAGAUGCGGACGUUAUGUACACGUUGAAAUCAGCAAAAAAUGAGAUAUUAGUUCAUGAUAAAACUAGAAGAAUUAUAUUAUUUCGAUUUGAGAGUCCAUACUUUGAACCUACGGAAAAGAUUAGUUCGAGUAAAAUGACAGACAACAAUAACGAUAUAUCAAUAAAUUGGAACUGGCGAAUUGGUGAUAUUGAUUAUUUAUUAGAAAAAGAAGAUUUAGAAAACAAAGACGAAAAAGAAUCAAUGGUUUAA